This is a messenger RNA of Gilbertella persicaria, 909 nucleotides long. RefSeq lists its product as uncharacterized. The record is from RefSeq and is a predicted model, not a curated record. The coding region runs from base 121 to 852 and encodes 243 amino acids. NCBI's taxonomy places the organism in Eukaryota, Fungi, Mucoromycota, Mucoromycetes, Mucorales, Choanephoraceae. The transcript has a single exon.
UGGUACUCUACUCUAAUAGCAGUGAAAAAACACGUGUCAAUUAGAAAGAAAAAAAAGGAAACCUCAGGGCUGCUUUCUUCAUAUCUUCUUUUUCCUUCUCUUUAUGUACAAUUUAGUCUUAUGAGUGGACCGAGAAAGACCGACUCUUUCAAUAAAACUAUCCAUAGGUUGUCUGUUCAAGAUGGCAACUCGGCAAGUCAUCGCAAUAUUCCACAACACAACAAGAGUUCGUCAAAGAAGCCAACACGAAUAGCAAGGCCAAGCAAAAGUGAAACAACCCGUAUAGAGAAUACAAGUAAUAGGCGUAUGGCUUCUGUUUCCUCACAGUCAAGUAUCAAGGCAGAUCAAGCGGAUUUAUUACCAACCAAAUUACGAGUGGCAUUUGCGGACGUGAUUGAAACGCCGUCUUCUUUAGCUGAUGAUGAGUUGAUUGCUUCAAUCAAAAGCCAUAUUGAUGCACAAGCAAUGCGCAUUAGACGACUAGAAAGAGCACUUGAAAAAGACCAAGUGAAUGACAAACAAAAUGCCAUUACUUUCUUACUAUCCAAAUAUCCUGAAGCCAUGUCUCUUUACCGAAAACAAGUAGAACAAGAACAAUAUGAACAACAAUUAAGAUUAUGCAUAGACCAAUUUGAAGCUCAAAAGCAACACAUGAUUACUGAAUAUCAAAGGAACUUUGAGAUACUAAAGUCAAAAUAUAGAAGUCGGUUUGACGAUAUUGUAGAGCGAAUGAUCAGUGAUCCUUCUAGACUUGAUGAUGAAUGGGCCAGAAGAGUACAAAAAGACGCAGAUGACAGAAUUGAAGAGUUUAAACGAAGAUUUUUGUUAAAGCAAAAAAUGAAUCGUAUAUGAGUUUAACAAUGUAAUAUAGAAUACUAAUCCUAAUAAACAUAUUUAUUGAAUCUUAAA